AUGCCGACAACAACACUUCACUUCGAUGCCAUUCUUUUUGAUAUGGAUGGCACCCUUGUCGACUCGACUGCAGGCGUCCUCGGUGCAUGGGAGAUCUUUUCGAAAACGUACCCCGGCUUCCAUGUUCCUGACAUAUUGAGUUCUGCUCACGGUGUCCGCACUGUAGAGAACCUUCGCAGAUUUUGUGGUAUAGAAGAUCCUGAGGAACUCGAGCGAGAGGCCGCGCGUUUUGAAGGAGCAAUCGUUUCCUCAUCGAAGGACAAUGGGGGGCAGGGAAUUAUACUUCUCCCAGGUGUUCGUGAAAUAAUUGACGAGCUCGCACCAGGAGCAAAAUACCCGACACCAUGCUGGACCAUAUGCACGUCCGCGACGUCUGUUUAUGCUGGUAAGGCAUUGGCAUUUGUCGGGAUCGAGAUCCCUGACGCCAUUGUCUACGCUGAGGACGUCAAGCAAGGAAAGCCACAACCGGAUCCUUACCUUCUCGGAGCCAAACGGUGUGGCGUAGACCCUAAGAAUUGUCUGUGCCUCGUUGUCGAAGAUGCACCAGCUGGUGUACGGAGUGGUCAGGCCGCAGGUUGCAAGACCCUCGGCUUGAUUACUUCUCAUACCCGUGAACAGAUGCUCGCAGUGAACCCAGAUUUCCUGGUCGAUAACCUGGCAAGCGUCACUAUGAAGCGCGCAGAAAAGGGCGUGAUUGUGACGAUUACCACUUCAUAG
Molecule: messenger RNA, 717 nt
Organism: Heterobasidion irregulare TC 32-1
Lineage: Eukaryota; Fungi; Basidiomycota; Agaricomycetes; Russulales; Bondarzewiaceae
Exons: 8
Coding region: 1-717 (238 amino acids)
Molecular function (GO): beta-phosphoglucomutase activity; sugar-phosphatase activity
Source: RefSeq, a predicted model, not a curated record